Molecule: messenger RNA, 525 nt
Organism: Postia placenta MAD-698-R-SB12
Lineage: Eukaryota; Fungi; Basidiomycota; Agaricomycetes; Polyporales; Adustoporiaceae
Exons: 2
Coding region: 1-525 (174 amino acids)
Source: RefSeq, a predicted model, not a curated record
AUGGCCAUAGCAAAACAGGAACCACAAGAACCAAUACUGCCUCCGGCCCAAAAAUCAAAGCCUGCCAAUGAGAAGGCUCGCAACGAUGCUUUGAAGUCCAUUACCGCCACUCGUCGUGCAUCCGCAUGGCAGAUUCACCGCUGGCCACUCGACAAACGGGUACUGUCGUCGCGCACACGUGUCCAUCUUCCACGGACGUAUCUGGGACGAGAUGGUGAAGACGUGCGGGUAAUGCGUGAAGGACAAGACCUGAACCAGUUCGUGCAUCGACAUUACUUCGAGGAACUCGACGAAGCGCGUCAAACGGAAUGGAUCAAUUUCGUGACGCCUGACGGGGUUGUAUCAAGAAGGCACGAAUAUCUAGGCCCGGAUCCUCGGGUUGCUGGAUAUCACUUGGACGUCGACGGAGAGGUGCACAUCAAGUGGUGGGACGGGUUUCUGCAAGACCAGUGGAUGGACAGGCAGAAAUGGCGAUUCGAGGUGAAAGUGGAUGAUGAAGGGAAAUGGGUGGAGAUUGAUGACUGA